This is a messenger RNA of Galeopterus variegatus (Sunda flying lemur), 9175 nucleotides long. It is a transcript of the gene TRPM3, whose product is annotated as transient receptor potential cation channel, subfamily M, member 3. The coding region runs from base 11 to 2701 and encodes 896 amino acids. The transcript is spliced from 19 exons. Gene Ontology annotation, biological process: monoatomic cation transmembrane transport; protein tetramerization. NCBI's taxonomy places the organism in Eukaryota, Metazoa, Chordata, Mammalia, Dermoptera, Cynocephalidae. Gene Ontology annotation, molecular function: monoatomic cation channel activity. Gene Ontology annotation, cellular component: membrane. The record is from RefSeq and is a predicted model, not a curated record.
GGUAUUUCGGAUGGGAUCGGAAGGACACCAGGACAUUGAUUUGGCUAUCCUGACAGCUUUACUCAAAGGAGCCAAUGCCUCGGCCCCAGACCAACUGAGCUUAGCUUUAGCCUGGAACAGAGUGGACAUCGCUCGCAGCCAGAUCUUUAUUUAUGGGCAACAGUGGCCGGUGGGGUCCCUGGAGCAAGCCAUGCUGGAUGCCCUAGUUCUGGACAGAGUGGACUUUGUGAAAUUACUCAUAGAGAAUGGAGUAAGCAUGCACCGUUUUCUCACCAUCUCCAGGCUAGAGGAGUUGUACAAUACGAGACAUGGGCCCUCAAAUACAUUGUACCACUUGGUCAGGGAUGUCAAAAAGGGCAACCUGCCCCCAGACUACAGGAUCAGCCUGAUUGACAUCGGCCUGGUGAUCGAGUACCUGAUGGGGGGCGCCUACCGCUGCAACUACACUCGCAAGCGCUUCAGGACCCUCUACCACAACCUCUUCGGCCCCAAGAGGCCCAAAGCCUUGAAACUGCUGGGAAUGGAGGAUGAUAUUCCCUUGAGACGAGGAAGAAAGACAACCAAGAAGCGUGAAGAAGAGGUGGACAUUGACUUGGAUGACCCUGAGAUCAACCAUUUCCCUUUCCCUUUCCAUGAGCUAAUGGUGUGGGCCGUCCUCAUGAAGAGGCAGAAGAUGGCCCUGUUCUUCUGGCAGCAUGGCGAGGAGGCCAUGGCCAAAGCCCUGGUGGCCUGUAAGCUCUGCAAAGCCAUGGCCCACGAGGCCUCCGAGAAUGACAUGGUGGACGACAUUUCCCAGGAGCUGAACCACAACUCCAGGGACUUUGGCCAGCUGGCCGUGGAGCUCUUAGACCAGUCCUACAAGCAGGAUGAGCAGCUGGCCAUGAAACUGCUGACAUAUGAGCUGAAGAACUGGAGCAAUGCCACGUGCCUGCAGCUCGCUGUGGCAGCCAAGCACCGUGACUUCAUUGCACACACGUGCAGCCAGAUGCUGCUCACUGACAUGUGGAUGGGCCGGCUCCGCAUGCGCAAGAACUCAGGCCUCAAGGUAAUUCUGGGAAUUCUACUUCCUCCUUCAAUUCUCAGCUUGGAGUUCAAGAACAAAGACGACAUGCCCUAUAUGUCUCAGGCCCAGGAAAUUCAUCUCCAAGAGAAGGAGGUAGAAGAACCAGAGAAGCCCACAAAGGAAAAAGAUGAAGAAGACAUGGAACUGACAGCGAUGUUGGGACGAAACAACGGGGAGUCCUCCAGAAAGAAGGAUGGAGAGGAAGUUCAGAGCAGGCACCGGUUCAUCCCCCUGGGCAGAAAAAUCUAUGAAUUCUACAAUGCACCCAUCGUCAAGUUCUGGUUCUACACACUGGCGUACAUCGGGUACCUGAUGCUCUUCAACUACAUCGUGCUGGUGAAGAUGGAACGCUGGCCUUCUACCCAAGAGUGGAUCGUCAUUUCCUAUAUUUUCACCCUGGGAAUAGAAAAGAUGAGAGAGAUUCUGAUGUCAGAGCCAGGGAAGUUGCUCCAGAAAGUGAAGGUGUGGCUGCAGGAGUACUGGAAUGUCACAGACCUGAUAGCCAUCCUCCUGUUCUCUGUCGGAAUGAUCCUUCGUCUCCAAGACCAGCCCUUCAGGAGCGACGGGAGGGUCAUCUAUUGUGUGAACAUCAUCUAUUGGUAUAUCCGUCUACUAGACAUCUUCGGCGUGAACAAGUAUUUGGGCCCAUAUGUAAUGAUGAUUGGAAAAAUGAUGAUAGACAUGAUGUACUUUGUCAUCAUUAUGCUGGUGGUGCUGAUGAGCUUUGGGGUCGCCAGGCAAGCCAUCCUUUUUCCCAAUGAGGAGCCAUCAUGGAAACUGGCCAAGAACAUCUUCUACAUGCCCUACUGGAUGAUUUAUGGGGAAGUGUUUGCGGACCAGAUAGACCCUCCCUGUGGACAGAAUGAGACCCGAGAGGAUGGGAAGAUUAUCCAGCUGCCUCCCUGCAAGACAGGGGCUUGGAUUGUGCCGGCCAUCAUGGCCUGCUACCUCUUAGUGGCAAACAUCCUGCUGGUCAACCUCCUCAUUGCUGUCUUUAACAACACAUUUUUUGAGGUAAAAUCAAUAUCCAACCAAGUGUGGAAGUUUCAGAGGUACCAGCUCAUCAUGACCUUCCAUGAAAGGCCGGUCCUGCCCCCACCUCUGAUCAUCUUCAGCCACAUGACUAUGAUAUUCCAGCACCUGUGUUGCCGAUGGAGGAAACAUGAGAGCGACCCAGAUGAAAGGGACUACGGCCUGAAACUCUUCAUAACUGAUGAUGAGCUCAAGAAAGUACAUGAUUUUGAAGAGCAGUGCAUAGAGGAAUAUUUCAGAGAAAAGGAUGAUCGGUUCAACUCGUCCAACGAUGAGAGGAUACGGGUGACUUCAGAAAGGGUGGAGAACAUGUCCAUGCGGCUGGAGGAAGUCAAUGAGAGAGAGCACUCCAUGAAGGCUUCGCUCCAGACCGUGGACAUCCGGCUGGCGCAGCUCGAGGACCUCAUCGGGCGCAUGGCCACAGCCCUGGAGCGCCUGACAGGUCUGGAGCGGGCUGAGUCCAACAAAAUCCGCUCGAGGACCUCCUCGGACUGCACAGACGCAGCCUACAUUGUCCGCCAGAGCAGCUUCAACAGCCAGGAGGGGAACACCUUCAAGCUCCAAGAGAGUAUAGACCCUGCAGAGCAUCCUUUUUAUUCAGUAUAAGCCGGCAGCAAGCAGUUCUACCUAACGUCCCACAUCCUUCUCAUGCCAACACUUCUGUAAUUGAUCAUUAUAAAGAAAAAACAAGGUAACAGUCAUAGUUCACCUGUCUCUUAUCUAUUCACUUCUGGUGCCACAACUGUUUAUCUUUUUGGAAGAAAAUAAGGGAACAGAGAUGCCUUUUUGUAUUGCAAUUGAAAUGAAAGAAGAGUUGAUGUUAAACACAAAAGCCAAGUGAUUUAUUAUACACAGUGGGCAUUCAAGUAUAGUCAAGCAAGCUCAGGAUGAAUGUAAUUAAAUAAUUUUAUAUUUUUUAAUUUAUUUUGUAUCUCACCUGUCAUUCAAUGAAUUCACUCGCUUCUUAUGUAAUACUGAACUUGAAAAAAAAAAAACACACAUUAGGCAGAACUAACCCAAAAUUGCCAUAUGGGAUAUUGCUGUAUUUUCACCAUCCAUGUCAUGUGUUAUGCUCCUGUGUGACCAUCAUCAUUUGCAUGACUCUUCCAUGUCCUCUGAACACCUCCAAGAUGUAACUGCCAAUUUUUCAUACCCCUUCAUCACAUGACCAUUUUGUAUAUGAAUAUAUGGUUAUAUGUGGAUAUUUUCAUAGAGUUUUCCAUCUAAUCUGAGCUCAGCAUAAAUUUAAUUGGCAUUUUUCAAGGGCUGGUAUCUUUUUUAUGGAAAUGUUCCAAAGUACUUUUUAAGGAAGUUUCAAAACCAUACAUAACCUUAGAAUUGACUGGGAGUCUGGUAUCAACCCAAAGCCAUCAUCAGUUGUAAGCAUACCAUGAAUAUUUUUCUUAUAGACAGAGUUAUAAAAAAAAGAUACAGUAGACCAAAAUAGAAAACAAAUAAACCAUAUAAAGAGUUCUAUACAUAUAUAUAUGCAUUUACACAAAGACACGUGUUUAUAGAUAGUAUAUAAACAGACAUAUAGAGCUUUCUUAAGAGGCUUGGACUUUUCUAUCAUGUUAAAGUAUAUCCAAGAUUUUUUAAUAUCCAAGAAGUCCAUUGAAAGAAUUCAUUAUACUAUUAGACCAUCUGCUGAAAUUUUGAUUUUUUAAAUCCCUAUAACCUUAGCUUUUCCUUGUACCAAACUAGAGCUGCCAAAACAACUCACUACCUGCCCUCUGCCCCUUUCUAUCCAAAAGCACCGGCUGUCAUGACAUCUUAUUUAUUCUGGUUUCUCCUGCACAAAGCUAUGACAUCAAGUACAAUCUGAAUGGAUGUGCAAUUCUAACCAGUUAGCAUUACAGACUCUAGAAUAUAAGCAUAUGCUUCUAGAUCAGAAUCUGAAUUUGAAGUGGAAUAAGGAAAUCUUGGCCCCAAGUCUUCAGAUUCCUAUUUGGAUUACUGAAGUUUGAAAAAGAAUAAAGCCUUUAAGGAAAAUGACUUAAUGUUUCUGGCCCAAGAUACUACCUGGUUCUUUUGUUUAGUGGUAGUUGUAAACACCAAGUUUUAUCUCGUUUUGUGAAAGCAAGUAAAUACAUGGACAAAACCUCUAGCCUUUAAAUAUUUUUUUUAAAAAAAACUUAUGAACACGCUUUUCAGGUAUAGAAAGAGUGAAGAGGUCAUAAGUGUAAAGAAUUAAACAUUCCUUUUUUACUCCUUGGUAUUUAGGUGAAUCAGUAACAAACACCCAGACUCCCUCGUUUAUAAUGGCUCUAGAAACACGUUUUAUUGGGCCCCACACUGGCUAUUUCCCUGUCUGCAAACAUGCAUUCAUUCUGAGAAUAAAUCCGAUCUUAAACUUCCUUAAACUUAAACUUCCUUGAGUUCUUAAACUUCCUUGAGUCAUGAAUCCCUAUGAGGAUCUAAUGAGAACUUUGGGCCUUUUCCCCAGGAAAAGAAAGAAGGAAAAAAGAAUUACAUACACGCCAAGUUGCAAUAUAAAUUUAAAGAGUUCAUGAACCCUUGGUUCCAUAUUGAUCGAUAAAUGAGAAGAAGGAAUCGUGUUCAUUCAUAAUCAAUACAGUUGUAAUAGGCACUUUAUAUUUUGAGACCAUUUCUCUGUGAUUCUCAGGAAGGCCAAGUCUCAGCACCAGAGUUUGAACCAAGAUUUCAUUAUUUCUGUUUCUUAGAUUAGAUGCUGCUAGUUUGAUGUACUCACAUCCUAACGUUUUCAUGAUUUUAAGUAGUGAGCACACUCACAAAGCUGAAGGCUCUCCUGAGGAAAUCUAUAGAGGAAUUUAAGAAGGAGGUGAAACCCUUCUUCUUUGACCCUAGAGCAGAACAUCGAGCAUCUCCAAAACCUCAUUCUGGACCAGAUUAGAAGUGGGGGAGAGAAACUAUGAACACGAGUGUUUCCAUUCGUCGUGAUUUUGGAGAGAAAAAAACAGGACCUGGGAAACUAAAUACUUAACAGUCCUGACCUUGUGACUACCUGGUUCUUUUGUUGUGCAUGAAAAUUAAGUUUCAACAUCUUUUGUGAAGUAUGUGAAAUAUAUAAGUCAAAUUUAAAUGACUUUACAGACAAACUGUAACUUUCAUGAGCCAUUUCUUUGCUGUGCACGUUCAUGUGUGUUAUUUUUCCAUCCAUUUCCUCCCACGUCCGGGUUCUCUGUGCACUGAGGUGGCAUCGAUUCUGUGGCCUUGUACAAUCAGCUUGUGCUCAGUUCAUUUAUCCCACCAUGUCCCUGAUCGAGGGGAUGUUAAUUACACCCAUCUUUGUGAAUUAAGCAGCUCAUGAGCAGCAAGUUUUUGAGGACUAUAAAUAAAGUCAUAGAGAGCUUAAAGAAGUAAUUGCUUUGGUUUGAUUAUCUGCUUCAAAGGUGCCAAUUUUUAUGUACUACUAAAUGUAAUGAUUUGUUCUAAAUUGCUUGUACCUUUAAAAAAAAAAUUAAGGUUGUUUUAUGAAAAUGACCAUGGAGGUCUCCUGAUAACCAACAUACUUUAUAGUUGGAAAUCCCUUCCUUGAUGGGUUUGAAUGAGGAGCUAGAAAGCUUGGGUACAAUUGUCAUGGCUAGUUUGUGAAUUUCUGAAAGCCAAAAGGUGUAUUAGCAGUCAGAAUGCAGCACUUUAUAGAACUGGAUUUUUUUUAAGUCUAAGCUUCCAGGUCUAGGAUGUAAUUUAGCACUUUGAAAGUUCCCAUUCUGAAAAAAAAAAAUAUAUAUAUAUAUAUAUAUAUAUAUAUAUAACAAUAAUCAAAUGGGAAAAAUGUACUAGUAAAAACACAAAAUGUGUUUCUUCUGAAUGUUUCAAAUGUAUUCUAAAACAUGGUUUGUACAGGUAAUAUUAUGGUAGAUAACUGGAUAGUACAUUUUUCUACUUUCUGAGGCUGCACAGUCUAAUCUUCUUGAAUGUCUGGGCUGUUUAACUUCUUUAAAGAUAAUAAAUGUUAUCCAGUUGUCCAUCAUGCUAUAUCUAUAGUAUGUACCAUUCAAUAUGUUAGGUAAUGCUGUAUUAUAAAACACAUGUAAACAUAUAUGUAACCUGUGUUUAACCCAGCAUAGUUGUAGCAUGUGGUUGUAUUAAUGAACGUUACAGGACAGCUUUAUAAUCAUUUAUAAAUCUGUAACAUUCAAUAAAGAAGCACAUGUUGCAAGGAUUAACCUAUGUUCCCAAUUCCAUGUUAUUUAGCAUCUCGUGAAAUGGGCAUUUUUGUUCCUGAUCUGCUUUAUGUUUUUCACGUUCCUGUAGACCACUGUACAAUAUUUGUAUAAGCUGGUGUACCUCUUCUAACAAGUCCUGCAAGCUGUGGUAGGCAAGUUGUGAUUUCGUGAAAGAUGAACUGGCAUGUUAUGCAAGAGACUAUAUGACAAAUGAAUUUAAAAUAAUAUUUUAAACUCCAGUUGAAUUAGCUGUUUGUUUACAUCUGCUGACCCCAUGGGAAAGCAGUGUACAGUCUUUUAUAAAUAUGUUCAUUUAGUAACACUAUGUUGUUUCUAGAUAAAGUGAUGAUAGUGUGUGGGUGGUUAUAUAUUUGGCCUAGAUAUUGCAUUAUAACUCACUAUCCUUUAACAAAAAUAAUGAGACUUAAAUGAAGUAAUUCCUCUCCAAACCCAGUCUUAAUUUUGUGUCAUCAGAAUGCAUGCACUGCUUUAUGCAUUUCUUUGGAAUUUUCUAAGGCACUUAACAUUUUACUAUUGCCUGCUGUGAUGCUUAAACCAGUUGGAAGCUUACUCAAAUUGUUGGGCUUCUUACACUGGGAAUUAUGUUCAAGUUUUAAAAAUUAAAAACAAAAAUGUAACCAAGGGUAUUUUUAAUCUUUUUUUUUUUUAAGCUCUGAACAAAUAAUAUGGAAUAAAGUAUUUAACCACAGGAUGUAUAGCUAUGGGACCCAGAGAUGGCAAGCCAACACUUCCUGGGUUUACAAAGGUCUAGGUGUUGGUGCAUCUGUGAUAGAUGAAAGACAUGUUUCUGAUUCUUUAGGGCUACUGGUUGCAAAUUGCUAAACCAGAGAUGAGAGUGAAAAGUCCAUUCGUGACAGUGCAGAAGUGACACUGAGUGAGUGGUGCUAUGGGAUGACAUGUGACCUCUCUCCUUAUCUUGUGGCCUAAUCAAGUUGUGAGUGAGCUUGGCACGGGGGAGGGAGACAGGUGAUUGGGUGUCUGAUCGAGCACUGGGUGACUCUGAAGUGUUUACUCUUGAAAGAAAUCACCAUUUCAUUAUCAGAAUCCAUUCAACAUCUGGAAAAAAGGGAAGCCAAUUUGCACAGUCUUGUAAAUGACUACUCGUAAAAAGAGUAGUGAAAGCUUUUCUUCCAGCCUGAAUUGGCCUAAGCUGUCUCUUCUUUUUACAAGUCAAUCAUUCUGUCUCUCAGAUUGGAGUCAUCCAAAGGAGGGGUUGGGUCUGAUUUAAGAUUUUUUCUUUUCUUUUCUUUUUAUUCAUUUCAGGAAGUAGUUGUGUUGCCUUUUCUCUGAUGAUAUUCUUGCACUUAUCACUGCUCAUAAAAUCAGAUGUGACAAUCUCUAUGUGUCAUCUAAGAGGGGAUUGCAGUGACCUGGUAAUCCCAAUGGCAAUAUAAGUGAGGUGAUUUUUCCUUCCCUAACUUAACUAGUCUACCGGCCACCUCAAACCUUCAGACCACUGCGCAUUUGCAUGAUUUAUGUGCUGGGAAGUGAAACCGAUGCAUGUAUGGCUAGAAGUCCAUAGGCUUUCUGAAGAACGUCAGUGCCAACCAUGUCCCGGGCCUUCCUCUGAAAAAGGCAGGCUCCUGAGAGCUGUGGGUCGUGGAGGGAAAUUCAGCCUCCUGCCUGGAUGGGCAGCUUUCUUCAUCCCCUUUCUUUUCUUCCUUUCUCUUAGACCAACACAAGAUGCUUUUUUGCCAGGCCAACAGACCCUUGCUCCCGUUACCUCAACACCUUGUGGACCCUAGCACAGGAAGCUGCAGCAGCACAGCAGCGACUUGGAAAAAGCCAAACAUUCAGACUUUGUCCCAAACCUAAUCUUCCCAGUAACUUAGCCGCCUCCUAACUCUAUCUCAUGUUCCUAACUUAGCUGGUGUUUGCUUCUGCCCCAUCCAAUUUUUUGCCUGUCUGAAUCCCGAAAGCGUCCCUCACGUCUUCACCGCAGCCUCCCACACAUCAUCAGAGCCAGGCAUCUGCAUCUAGAUGGAGGGGUUGCACACUCAAAUAUGUUCGGGGUCCAAAUUCAGAAGGCAAAUGUGUGAAAGACAACCGAAGAAGAGUUUGUAGGGCAUGAGCAAAUACACGUCCCACCACGAGGACAUUCAAAUUCAAAUUUUCACACACUGUGCUGCCAAACAAGUAUGUCUGCCAGCAGCAUUCUGUCCCAAAGGCAAUAGUUUGGCACCUCUGAUUUAGGACCAAGCAGGAUCAGAUUCUUGGUUCUGACUUAGUGAGUGUACACACGAAAUACACUGAGAACUAAGGCGGGGGGUUGGGGAGGAAACUCACCCCAUUGGAGGUUAUUCUUCUCCUGAAUGAUAAAUGCCUGUGUAAUUUGUUAGCUGCAUCAUUCUGGCCCUGAACACGGGGUUUUGUCAGGGAGAUUGAGAAGAAGAGUAUCGUAGCAUUGUGUGAAGACUUGCCUGCUUCCUGUCACUACAGCAUCUGACCUGAGUCUAUAUUGCUGCUACCACUGUAUGGAACAGUACGUGCAGUAUACUGUGCUCAGAGCCAUUUCAUAAUAUAGAACUUAGACUCUCAUUUGUAUAUGUCCUAACCAUAGUUUAUAAUGGGGGAAAUUAUUCGGAUAUCAUUUUUAAAUGAAUUCCUAUAAAUAUAAUGAUUUUGACAUUGGAUUUGCUAAAUAUAUAUACAUCUUUUCCUUCUUCGUGGAUAGACAGCAGUUUGCAUAUCUAUCGAUGCUAUAAAUAUAUAAUAUAUAAAUCCUUAGAGGAAUUGUCCUUUUUUAAAGGUCUAUUAUUGAAUUCAAAAUGCACUUUGAGCUUGUUUGUUUAGAUGUAUAAUUCAAAGCAGAAGUUAGCAGACACCAUGGGAAAAACUUUCUGAAAUUUCUGUAACCAAUGUUUUGCAAUAAAAAGAAAAAAAAGUUCAGUAGUUUAAAACAUGA